AUGCUGCCUCGGCUUCUCCAGCCUUCGCACCUGCUCUGCAACAUUGUGCUGUCUAUGCUCGCUGGCAGCAACACAGCGGACUUGAUGAAUUACACGGCAGACGGCUGUCUCUGCAAAGAAGAGUGGAGCUACCAAGGCAUAACCUGCUCCAGAUAUUGUUGCAACCCUGACAAUGACACUUUAGGAGACUGGUGUUUCGUCGUGAACCAAACCACGUGCCAAGGGCAAACAUAUGGGUAUUGUGUCUCCCCCACAACAUCCUCUACAUCCACAAGUGCCACCAUGACCAUAUCAACAUCUUCAACAUCGCCGACAGCAACUCGAACUUCAUCAACAACUUCCACCUGGACAUCAACGCAUACAACACAGACGUCAACACUGACAAUGACAUCGUCAACCCUGACAGCAACCUCGAGCACGUCAACUAGCGUGUCAUCCUCUUCAACCCUCACACAGACACGAACUUCAAGCACCCAAACAUCAAGCACAACGACCUCAUUUUCUACAAGCUCAACCACGUCGAUCAGCCAGUCCUCCUCGAGUUCGUCAAGCUCGUCCGAAAGCAGCACAUCAACAGUUUCUGUAAGCUCAUCCACGUCCAGCAGCAAGUCAUCCUCCACGACUUCAUCCAGUUCAUCUCACAGCAGUACUUCCUUGGUGACAACAAAAUCAACCACCAGCACCAUCUCAUCUACACACCUAUCAACCAGCCAGUCGACAACGCGGAGUAUUACGUCAACCUCCAGCUCCGCGUUGACCUCGGCCGAGACCAGACAAGAAAUAGUGCUUCCUGGGCCAGACGUGCCUGAUGUUGUCGAUUAUUCUCCGGUUGCAUGGGUGGCCAGCGCUUCUGUCUGCAGUUGUGUAUUCUGUAGUUGCCUGUGCCGGCGCUUGCGGCGAAGAGACGCGGCGAAGGUAGGACCUGCCUCUGCCGAGAUCAGUUUCUCGCAUCUUUUGCCGGAAGGUGGGGCUUUGCACAGCCAGGAGGAGGACUUCACUGAUGGGUUGCGCGACUUACUCCGCGAUCUGGAACAGGCUUGCUCGCGCAAGCUUGCAAGGGAAGCUGACCGGAAAGAGGCACUGCUGCAAGCUUGCCAAAGGUGGGCUUCAAGACAAGUGGAAUCUGAACCAAGAGCCGAAGUAGAGCUGCAUCGAUGGUCUGCAAGUCUCCGUGCACUGAUCGAGCGCGAAUGGGAUACAGAGGGCUUAGACUACCGUGGUGCAGCCUUUCGCAAGCUGAAGCCCAAGGUUCUUGCUGAGUGGCGUGCCUGGCGCGGCCAGCAGAGCCAGCACUGA
This is a messenger RNA of Symbiodinium pilosum, 1296 nucleotides long. Lineage: Eukaryota; Dinophyceae; Suessiales; Symbiodiniaceae. The record is from the annotation of a GenBank genome assembly.